Messenger RNA from Sorex araneus (European shrew), 6567 nucleotides. It is a transcript of the gene IQSEC3, whose product is annotated as IQ motif and Sec7 domain ArfGEF 3. The record is from RefSeq and is a predicted model, not a curated record. The transcript is spliced from 14 exons. Lineage: Eukaryota; Metazoa; Chordata; Mammalia; Eulipotyphla; Soricidae. Gene Ontology annotation, molecular function: guanyl-nucleotide exchange factor activity; protein binding. Bases 140 to 3739 code for a protein of 1199 amino acids. Gene Ontology annotation, biological process: actin cytoskeleton organization; regulation of ARF protein signal transduction.
GGUCCGUGUGGCCGUGACGCGGUGCCGGGCGGCCGGGAGCGAGGCACCGCGCUCCGCCGGGGCUGCUGGGCUUCUGCGCGCCCUCCCGCUCCCCGCCGCCCGCCCAGGCGCAGGCAGGGCGCAGGCGGCGGCGGGCGGCAUGGAGAGCCUGCUGGAGAACCCGGUGCGCGCCGUGCUCUACCUCAAGGAGCUCACGGCCAUCGUGCAGAACCAGCAGAGCCUCAUACACACCCAGCGCCAGCGCAUCGACGAGCUGGAGCGGCGGCUGGACGAGCUCAGCGCCGAGAACCGCAGCCUGUGGGAGCACCAGCAUCUGCUGCAAGCCCAGCCUCCGCCCGGGCUCGUGCCCCCCGCGCCAGCCCCGCGGCCGGCGACCCCGGAGUCUCUCCAGAACCACGGACAGCUCCCGGCCGCCGCGCCCCAGCCUGCGCCCGAGCAGCCGGCGGUUCAGCACCACGGACAGCUCGCGGCGCAGCCCCAGCCGGGCCCCAGCGGCAGGGCUCAAGCACCCCAGUCUCCCCACCAGCACCCGGUGGCGCCCGGGCCCGUCGCUGAGAAGGAGAAGGAGCGUACCCAGAGUUGUUGCGCCGCUGCUGCUGCUGGAACCCUCCUUCAGCACAAAUCCCCCACCGCCCUCGGCAAGGGCGUCCUGAGCAGGAGACCUGAGAAUGAGACGGUGCUGCACCAGUUCUGCUGCCCAGCUGCCGACUGCUCGGACUUGGCCUCCCAAAGUGAUGGCUCCUGCGCCCAGGCCAGUGGGGGCAUGGAGGACUCCGUGGUGGCAGCGGCGGUGGUGGCGGCCGGCAGACCCAGUGCCCAUGCCCCGAAGGCUCAAGCCCAGGAGCUGCAGGAGGAGGAGGAGCGGCCAGGGGCGGGGGGUGCGUCCCCGCGGGCCGGCCCCCACCGCGCGGCCUCCCCCAGCCACCAGCAGCCUGGCCUGGCGACAGCGCUCUGCUCCCACGCCCCCGCCGCCUCCGAUUACGAGCUCUCCCUUGACCUAAAGAAUAAACAGAUUGAAAUGCUAGAACACAAGUACGGGGGCCACCUGGUGUCCCGGCGCGCCGCUUGUACCAUCCAAACCGCUUUCCGCCAGUACCAGCUUAGCAAGAACUUCGAAAAGAUCCGCAACUCGCUGCUGGAGAGCCGCCUGCCGCGGCGCAUCUCCCUGCGCAAGGUGCGCGCGCCCACGGCCGAGAGCCUGGCGGCCGAGAAGGCGCUGAUGGAGGGCUACGGGCUCCUGGGGCUGCCGCUGGUGCGCGCGCCCUCGCUGCCCCCGCCCUUCGCGGGCACGCUCACCGAGCUCGAGGACUCCUUCACCGAGCAGGUGCAGUCCCUGGCCAAGUCCAUCGACGACGCGCUCAGCACCUGGAGCCUCAAGACCAUGUGCUCGCUGCAGGAGGGCAGCGCGUACCAGCUCCACCAGGCCCUGCACGCGGGCGCGGGGCCCCCGGGCCUGGACGCCGAGCUGCGCGAGCCCGAGGGGGUCCGAGCGGGGCCCGGGCCCGACGGGGCGGCCGAGGCCACCUGCCUGCCGCAGGGCCACAGCGGCACCCUCAUGAUGGCCUUCCGGGACGUCACGGUGCAGAUCGCCAGCCAGAACAUCUCCGUCUCUUCGUCCACUGCGCUGUCCGUGGCCAACUGCCUGGGCGCGCAGCAGGCGGCGCCGGUCCCCGCCGAAUCAGCCAUCACAGGAAGCCAAGGCCAGCAGGGCGAGGCCUCCGGGCAGGAGGUCCAGGCUGUGGCGGCGGCCGCGGCUGCACUGGGGAACGUGCCCCCCACGGACACGUGCCGGGAGGCCAGCGCUGGCGAGGCCCUGGGCGCUGACCAGGCCGGGGCCGCCGAGGCGAUGCUGGAGGAAGCUGAGCCCCUGGAGGCCGAGCUGGUGGAGGAGGAGGAAGAGGAGAUGGUGGCAGUGGCGGCGGCGGCAGCAGUAGGGGAAGUGGGGAAAGGGGCCGAGGCCGGGGAGCACUUGGAACAGCUCAGCAGCAGCAGCACAUCCACCAAAUCGGCCAAGUCGGGUUCCGAAGUAGCAGCCGCGGCGUCCAAGGAGGCCCUGCAGGCCAUGAUCCUCAGCCUGCCGCGCUACCACUGCGAGAACCCUGCCAGCUGCAAGUCUCCCACGCUGUCCACAGACACGCUGCGGAAACGGCUCUACCGCAUUGGCCUCAACCUCUUCAACAUAAACCCGGACAAGGGCAUCCAAUUCCUGAUCUCGCGUGGUUUUAUCCCUGACACCCCCAUCGGAGUGGCACACUUCCUGCUCCAGCGGAAGGGCCUCAGCCGGCAGAUGAUUGGAGAGUUCCUGGGCAACAGCAAGAAGCAGUUCAACCGCGAUGUGCUGGACUGCGUGGUGGACGAGAUGGACUUCUCCAGCAUGGAGCUGGAUGAGGCCCUGCGAAAGUUCCAGGCUCAUAUCCGAGUGCAGGGGGAGGCCCAGAAGGUGGAGCGGCUCAUUGAGGCCUUCAGUCAGCGCUACUGCAUGUGCAACCCUGAGGUGGUGCAACAGUUCCACAACCCUGACACCAUCUUCAUCCUCGCCUUCGCCAUCAUCCUCCUCAACACCGACAUGUACAGCCCCAACAUUAAGCCUGACCGGAAGAUGAUGCUGGAAGACUUUAUCCGGAACCUGAGAGGUGUGGAUGAUGGUGCCGACAUCCCCAGGGAGUUGGUGGUGGGCAUCUAUGAAAGGAUACAGCAGAAAGAACUCAAGUCCAAUGAAGACCAUGUCACCUAUGUCACCAAGGUGGAGAAGUCCAUAGUGGGCAUGAAGACAGUGUUGUCGGCGCCCCACCGCCGCCUGGUCUGCUGCAGCCGACUCUUCGAGGUGACAGAUGUGAACAAGCUGCAGAAGCAGGCUGCCCAUCAGAGAGAGGUGUUCCUCUUCAAUGACCUGCUGGUGAUUCUCAAACUCUGCCCCAAGAAGAAGAGUUCCUCCACGUACACCUUCUGCAAGUCAGUCGGCCUGCUGGGCAUGCAGUUCCACCUUUUCGAGAAUGAAUAUUAUUCUCAUGGAAUCACCCUGGUGACCCCACUGUCCGGCUCUGAGAAGAAGCAGGUGUUGCAUUUCUGUGCCCUGGGCUCGGACGAGAUGCAGAAGUUUGUGGAGGACCUGAAAGAGUCCAUUGCAGAGGUGACCGAACUGGAGCAGAUCCGGAUAGAGUGGGAGCUGGAGAAGCAACAGGGAGCAAAGACACUCUCCUUCAAGUCUGGGGGACCCCAAGGGGACCCACAGUCCAAGCAGGGAUCGCCUACAGCCAAAAGGGAGACUGCGCUGGGGGAGAAGGCCGCCGAGAGCACGGUGGAGGUGUCAAUUCACAACAGGCUUCAAACGGCCCAGCACAGCCCCGGGCUGGGGCCCGGCCCGGGUGCCCCGAAGCCGCUGCCAGACCUGCAGCCUAGCCCCUUGAGAGAGCAGCCCCCGCCACCUCGGCUGCCGCCGCCCACGCCCCCGGGGACUCUGGUGCAGUGCCAGCAGAUCGUCAAGGUCAUCGUGCUGGACAAGCCCUGCCUGGCCCGCAUGGAGCCCCUGCUGAGCCGCGCGCUGUCCUGCUAUGCCUCCUCGUCCUCCGACUCCUGCGGCUCCGCCUCCCUGGGGGGCCCGGGCUCCCCGGUCAAGGCUGGCCACCAGCCUCCGCUGCCCCCACCGCCCCCGCCCUACAACCACCCGCACCAGUUCUGCCCCCCCGGCUCCCUGCUGCACCGCCGCCGCUACUCCAGCGGCUCCCGGAGCCUGGUGUAGACGCCGGGGCCCUGGGCCUCGCCGCUGCGCCCAGGCCGCUCCUGUUUCCGAAAGAGAGCCCCCCUCCCCGGAACCUGGGUCCAGCUCUCCCCUCCGCCCAGCUCCCCUGGCCGAGCCGAGCACCAUCCCCCCAAAUCCAGAAGCAGGAUCUCACUCACUCUUGGGGGCCUCGGCAUCCAGACACAGCCAGGUCUCUACUUCCUAGGGUCACUUGGGGUCUGAACCGAAGGCAGCCCGGCUCAGUGCCCUGUACCGGCGCCACGCUGGGGUGGGGGGCGGGGGUCCCAGGGCCCUCACUCCGGUGGGAGGGCGGAGGGGUGCAGGAGGAGGGUGGUUAUCUCUGCCGCCCCUGCUUUCUCCCCAAACCUGGCGGUAUCAACGGAGGCCUGGCGGCCCUCCCCCUCCUCCCUGGGGUCUCUUGCCGGCCCGGGGCUGCCCAGACCCCAGGGAGGUGUUGAGAAGGAGGAGGCCCUUCCUAGGCCAGUUCUCGAGGCGGCGAGGGGGGAACAGUUCAACGGGGCCGUGAGAUCCCGCGGUCGCAGAGGCACCGUUCUCAAGAGCCUCGUCCCUCACUCCUCAAACAUCACCGCGACCAGGGGCCCCGGAGAGGACUCAAAGGCGGCAGCACCUGCUCCGCCAGGCUCAGUCUCCAGCACCGCAUGUCCCAGCAGCACGAACACAGCCCCCAGACCCAAACCUUGACCAAGCAAAGACCCCCAGCCAGCACAAAGGGAGAGCCACAUCAUCUCCCGCGGGACGCAGCAGCGGCAGGGGCGGGGGAGACGUGGCCAGCGGGUGGGGGACAAGGGAGGCACAUAUUUAUUUUUCUUUUUUGGGUCACAGCCAGCGAUGCUCAGGGGUUACUCCCGGCGGUGCUUGGGGGACCCUAUGGGAUGUUGGGAAUCGAACCCGGGCCGGACCCGUGCCAGGCAAACACCCUCCCCGCUGUGCUAUCGCUCCAGCCCCUGGAGGCACAUUCUUGCUUGAAGCCAGCAGCCAGCCUCCUUGUGGGUGCAAGAAGGGGGUACCCCAAAGGUAUCUGCCUUUCCCCGCUGCAUUCCAAGGUGGCCUCUCUGCCCUUAGCCCCCCGACACACUAGGAUCCCCCCCUGCUCCCCAGACUCCGGAGGCCCUAUAGCCAGGGCUGCCGAGAGAGUCCGGAACCCUCCAACUUGCAAAGGAGAGACAAAUGGGGCUCGCUGACUCCCUGGGGCCAGGUGGAACCCAAGUGUCCCCUCGCUGCCCCCUGAGUCCAGCAGCCCCGCCCGGCCUCAGGACAGCACCCUCACCCCGACUCCCCCAGCCACACGGGCUCCCUGCUGUCCUCUGUUAAGCGUCACUCCCCCCUCGGGCCCCAUCUUUAAGCCUCCCCUGAGACAGAAGAAACUGGCCCCGUCUCCCGAGAGUCUGCUCCCCCAACUCCCGCCCCAGCCGCGCCCCAGCCUCUGAGGAGCUCUCAGACGCGACAGAGGUCCUGGUUUCCCAUGUCUGGUGUGGGGGAGGGGGCCACCAGAUGUUACCGAGGGUUGAUUUCUGGUCUCUGUCAGCCCAGCUGCCGGAAUUGAGCACCGGGUCUCCCUUCCCACGGGGCACCCCCGGCCUGCUCCCCCUCUCUGCCUCGCUGCCCCCCUCCUGCCUCUUUUCUGUCACCAGACUGGAGUGGCUGGCAGGGUGGGGUGGGGGCUCCUGACACCCGGAAGCCUUGGCCAGGCAGGGGCAGCACAUGCACUGAAGGGUGGGUGGCUGGGUUGGGGAGGGAGGACUCCUGAGUGAGGGGCUGAGGACAGGUUGGGAGUGAUGGAGGAGCAGAGAGGACGCUGCCCACAGGUGGGGGUCCACACACAGACGGGAAGGCCCCUAGGCCCCCUUCACGUCGGGUCUCUGGCUGGCUGCACACACCCGAGCCCCUGCUUCCGAACUCUGCUGAAGCCCACUGGGACAGCAGAGCCUGUGUCAGGCCUCGGUGGCCCUCCUCACGGGGGGCUCACCCAGGCCGCUGCCCGCUCUGGGACUGGCAGCUCUGCCCUAAGCCGGGGGCUCAGAAGCCCAGCCUGAGCCAGGGUCCAGAGCGGGGUGAAAACCGGGCCUUCUUGCCUCGUACCCCGCCACAUGCACCCAUUCCGGGCCGGGCCUGGGAGCCCUGUGCCCCCUGCCCAGAGCCCAGGCCCCGGGGCUAGAGCAAGCCUCAUACCCUCCCCAGGGUGCCCGGGCCUUCUAUUUCCCUCGGAGGGCAAAGCUGGAGACGGAGCUGCCCUCGGAACGGGAGGGGCCACCGAGUGCUAGGGACCCCAGUCACGGCUUCCGGGGUGCAGCCCAAGUGCCCCAAGACACCCCCCCUCUUUGCCCCCUCAAUUGUGUUCACUUGGUCCCAGUUCCAGAAUAAUGUAAGUGGGAGGUAAAAGGGGCUUUUCCCACCAUUCUGGGGGGCGCCGUGCCCUGCCUUGGGGGGAGGCUGCCUGGCGGUCUCCAGAGGCGCACACACCCCUCAGCCCUGAGUCCUUUACCCCCAAGACCCUUGCCCCCACCUGUUUUCCAGUUUCCUGCCAGAACACCUCUUGGUCCCCAAUUAGGCUUCCCCAUUAACCAUCUGGCCCCCAGCCCUGUGUUCUGCUGUACAUACCUUCUUGCUUCCCCCUCCCCUACGAAGGGGGCAUCCCCUAUGUGCCCCCUGCCCUUCACACCAUCAGAGAGAACCUCUCUGGGGAAAGGUAGGGCGGCUGCACCCAGCAACGAACCCAAAUGGCAAAUAUUUUGUAACAAAAUAGCCCAGAGGUAUUUUAUCUGUUCAAUUCAUAGAAUUUUAGAGAUUAUAUUGAAAUAUGUCACUUG